Fusarium sp. VM40 is the source of this 1515-nucleotide messenger RNA. Lineage: Eukaryota; Fungi; Ascomycota; Sordariomycetes; Hypocreales; Nectriaceae. The record is from the annotation of a GenBank genome assembly.
AUGUCGUCUGGGCAUAAUGAUCCGAAGCUCCUCUACGCUGUAGAGGGCAUCAAUGCCUAUCACAUCAACAAUGGCAAAGAGAAGUCUCUUACUCCUUCGGGGCCCCAGACCCUUUCGCUUCUCAUGGUCCCGACCUCGUCAGGCUUUGUUGAGCCCUCAGGAAGUGGCUCUGAUGGCGAGGAGGACUUCUACCUUCACCUACACCUACCUCCUGAGCUCGAUCUCCCUCUGCCUGCUACGACCCAGAUCUACCAUCAGCCGCCUACAAGCUAUUUGAUCCCUCGCUGGGAUCUUGGUCCCGACAGUGGUGCCUUUACCCGCAUCGAAUUCCCUCCCGCCAACUCUCGACCAGGUGUCCAGGAAGAUGUUGAUACUUUCGAAACUAUCCUCGCACAAUGCACUGCAUUCCUCGAACGAGCAUCUCCCCCUCAACCGCCGCGGCCCUCCGAGAAAGCCAAAGCCAAAGCACGCGAAGCGGCUGAUGAGCAGCUCCCCGCUUAUAACCCAGCUGACUACAACCCUGGAGAAGGCUAUGUUCAGGGCAGCCAUAGUUUGAACAACGGAGGCCGAAUCGUGCUCAUCGAUGAGGAGGAUGGCAGUGUUCUCGGAGAGUUAACCGACAGCUACCAAGUGGUGGAAGACAGCAAGAUCAAACACGGUUCCAAGGAACCCGUUGAAAUUACGCUUCCCAGCGAUGGUGGCCAGAAUAUUUCUGUGCAGCCUCUCUCACAGCCAUGGUCUGAGAUGGAUAUGCACCCUGCCUAUAAGAAGUCGACUAUCGUGAGCAGUGCGAGCAAAGCGUCUCGUCUCAUCGUUACUACAUCUGAUGUUGUGUCAAGGACACUUCAGAGUCAAGCCGAUAACUUCACCAAGAGUACCAAACCUCUCGCCAAGCCUGUCACGUUCGCCCCUUCUACACACGACAACGUUCGCCGGAUCAACACAUUCUCAACCAGAGCAGCUACCUUCUCAGCCACCACUGUCGGAACUAUUGGCAACUUGGCACAAAACCUGGGUGCAACUGUCACCCGUCGCAAAGAUGGACGCGCCAGAGGCUUUGAUAAGGACGGCCAGGCGAUCGAAACUUACAAGCCAGGUAUGCUCAACAAGAGCUUGAUGGCCUUCAAUACUGUUGUCGAUGGUAUUGAACAAGCCAGUCGUAAUCUGCUUACUGGCACGUCAUCUAGUGUGACAACGGUUGUUGGCCAUCGCUGGGGCCCUGAGGCCGGUGAAAUGUCGCGCAAUCUGGGUGGUGGUGUGAAGAACGUGGGACUGGUCUACAUUGAUGUGACCGGUGUCUCUCGACGUGCCAUUCUCAAGAGUGUUGCAAAGGGUAUGGUAGUCGGUAAGGUCAAGGGCGGCGGCGAGAUCAUCGUGGGAGGCACUGAUAGUAAUGCGGGUUUUGAGACGAGGGAAGACAAUGGCCAGGAAUCGAAAAACACAUACGGUGAUGCCGCGAGUGUCGCCAGUGGCUAUGAAGGCAAUGGCAAGAAACCAGCCAAAGGACACUACUAA